Sitodiplosis mosellana (orange wheat blossom midge) is the source of this 4077-nucleotide messenger RNA. RefSeq lists its product as uncharacterized. The record is from RefSeq and is a predicted model, not a curated record. The coding region runs from base 2479 to 3549 and encodes 356 amino acids. The transcript is spliced from 6 exons. Lineage: Eukaryota; Metazoa; Arthropoda; Insecta; Diptera; Cecidomyiidae.
AUGGUGUCAUCGUGAAGUCGAACGUUUAAGAUGUGUGAGCAGUAAAAAUCGGCUGAUCUUUGCAAUGUAACGUUUUUACCAACGAUUUGACUUGUGUCGAAGAAGAAUCUAUAUUAAAAUACAUCAUUAUUAGUGAUUGAUGUUCAAGUUUGAAUGAAUUCAGAACAUUUUUAUCACAGAUGAUUACUUGCACUUGAAUAAAAUCAAGUGGAAAGAUGAAAUUUUCCGCUGUUUCAAUUGAGUCGAGCAUUAGAAUUGUUUUUAUUUAGUCUGCCUCAUAUUUUAAGACACUGCGGUGAUUGGGAUAUCCCACUUGAUGAAUUUUGGUGAUCAAUUUGUUGGCGUGAGUGGAACAACUGUUUUUUUUUCUCAAUUAUUUCUAUGUUUUCGGUAUAGUUGAAAAAGAGAGUGAAUUUCACGAGCGACAGUCUCACCACUUUGAUCGGGACACCAUUCAAAUAUUAUACAGUUCUUUGGUCAGAUCGGUCCUCGAAUUUGUAUCAACAUUAUGGUCGCCAAACACCUUUGAGUAUCGCAAAAUCGUUGAAAGUACACAAAAAGAAAUGUUGAUCUUCUUCAAUGGAGAUCACCAACACCGAGAGGAAAACAACUAUGUACUGAGACCAUACACUGGGAGAUACAAUGAAUCAGGCACCAAAUCUGAGAAACAAAAUGAAAUUAAACCCAGGGACCAAGUGUCUCAGAAAUCCAGAGUUUGUCAAAUUAAGAACACGUAGUCAUGACUACUCAUAUCUCCAACCAUUCAAUGUCGCCUGCCACGUAUUCAAUCUUCUUCGCAUUGACCCCACUCUGCCACACCAUGACUUCAAGAGAAAACUCAUCAAUCUGCCAGAUGAAGUCUUCAGUUCAUGGACGAAAAUAUAGAGUGAUGGACUCGGUAAUGGAAGGCUAAGAUGAAGUUUUCUUGGUGCUGUCUUUUGAUCGGUUCAAACAUAAAGAAAGUGCAAACCCAGGUUGUCAUUUUUUAUCCCAUUUAUUUCAAAAAGCUUAGGACAUUUUUUUGUCUUAAUAGUUGGAGACAGCGUCAAGGGAUGGGCCUUAAUGAUGACUGACGGGCUGUGAUCCUGAUAUAACACAAACCAAAGAGCGAAGUCGAAAUUCCACAAAUCAUACAUUAAAGAGGGAAUCGAAACCACACAGCAGCGAAUAUACAAACAAAAACAUGUGAUAAAAGAAUUAACCUUAUCGAAUAACGACUCAAGAGACUACAAUAUAUAUUCACGCUUAUUGGACGCCGAAUUCAAUAUAUAUUCUAGUGUAUAUUCGGUGUAUUCUUCAGCGUGAAACAUAUUCUGAUGGUCAUGAACUAGGGGCUUAUUUGUCGUCACGAGUCAGCAAGACUCGCAAUAUUUCCACGCAGAUUAAAAAAGAGAUGCACUGAAACGCAUUGAACCGCACGGACUCGCACUGACUCGCGUCAAAUCACAGCGAUUCGUGAAAACGCGAACAGAUUCAUACUAAUACAUGCACAAGUCUUAGCACAGAAAGUAUGUGGCAUUUAUAUCGAAUCUGCGAGUCAACGCGGAUCAGCUGAUGUUGACGUUUAUUUGGAUUGCAAACCAUUCAGUUUCGUAUUUCAAAUAUGUCAACGGAUUUGAGCUGUCAUGGAAUCUAUAUUCAAAAAAAUUGAACGCGCAACAGGAAAAAUUCCAGAAGUCAUUAAAUCCAUUCUUAUUGCAAACGCGUUCUGCUGUGAAAGUAGUUUAAAACUUUUGGACAAAGAAAGUUUAAACGAUAUCGAAGAGUUUGUGCAAUCCAACAGAGUGAAAUUAGCUAAUAUUUUGGAAGGCACGCAAUAUCAAAACAUCGAAACCUUCAAAUUUUUGCCCGGACACAAGCAUUUAAUACUCAGUAUUCCGAAAUAUUUAAACACCAAAGGAAAAAAAUCGAAAAAAAGCAAAUUGACGGAAAGUGAAGCGAUCGAAUUGGUGCGUGAGCUUGAACUGAAAACGAAAUUAGUUCGCAAAGUUGAAGAGUACGGCAGAAAAUUUGGUCUUCAACUUGGAUGUGUUGACAACGAUAUAUUUGAACUUCAAUUCGAUGGAAUUCAGCAUAAAUGUAAAGUCAAGUGUCCAUUCUGCAACGAUAAACUGAGCUGUAUACAUACAUCUUACUGGAAUAUAAGCAAUCUCAUACGGCAUAUAAAAAAACGCCAUUUUGUUUACGAAGAAGUGGAAUUGGUUGAAGAUUCAACUGAAACAAUCGUCAGUGAUCAAGUGGUUCGCUUGAAUGAACAACAAGAGCAAAAGUUAAUGGACUAUUUGAACGAUUCAGACGACAAUUCACCACAGGAGCAUUAAAUGUUAUACAUAUUUGUGGUUGAGACUAUUUGUGUGUGCAAUUAAUCGUCACAUUUAAUAAACGAUUGGACUCGCAGAAACAUUAUCAAGAACUCAACAUUCAUAUUUGAAAAAACAAACAGUGAUAUUUAUUGUGAUAACAUCGUCCAAUUCCAAAAUGUAUUUCGUUGUGUAUAUUGUUGAUCUAAACACAACUUUGAUUUUGCCAUCAACUUGGGUUCGUGAUAUCGAUGAUCAUAUUGAAAAAUUCAUUAAUCUAAGCCUGAACACCGCACAAAGUUUCUUAUGUUUCUACACCAACGAUGAGGAAGCAUUCGAAGAAAACGGCGCACCGAAAAUGGAUUAUCCAGCAAAUUUUGAUCUGCAGUCUCGCACCGAUUUUGAUGGACCAGGAUGUUUCAUUGCAAAAUUGAAACAUUUCAAAGUGUCAUAUGGUGAUGCGGUCAAGUAUAUGGAAAAACAUCGAAACAUUGCGCCAGCAAUUUACAACGAGGCUCGUUUAGUUGAAAUGCCGAUUCCUGUAACACAUCAAGAAGUAAUCGAAGAAAUGGACUCUCAUGCCGAUGAUAAUGGUCCCAUCGAAACAGAUUUGGCUGCUGAAUCUUCAACAACACCAAAUGGCAACGCAUCAGCAGUUGACCCGUUACAAUCCGAGCCAGAGCCAGAACAAGAAACGACGAAUUCUCAAGCCGAUGAAAUCGAACAGAAGCCAAACGUCUCACAAUUGGGAUUGCGCGUAGCUAACAACAAUGACAUUUUGAAUUUGAUCGAUGAAGAUAAUGACGUUGAGCUCCUCAGCUUCGAGGGUGAAGUAUUUGAAAUGACUGUCGGAUCCAAAGGUUUUGCGAAGCCAAUGAUUUUGAUGAAGGACAAACGCAUCAAACGAGAGAAUGAUGAAAUAUCCGGCCCAGAACCAUAUUAUGAAACCAAGGAAAAGGCUCGUGUCUAUAAAAUUGGGGACAAUCUAACUGAAUUUCCGCAUGGUCUCAUCGUUAAGUUGUUGCAGUGGAACAAGCCACCACGUGACACAGAUCGCUAUUACGAUGAACGUUUUACACGUGCACUCUUAAUGGCAUUGGUGCCAGAAGAUCGGUUGGCAAGUUCAAAUGUUUCUGAUGAAGAGAAACAAUUCAUUCAAGCCUUAUUCGGAAUUCGUUGCAAAGGUGAUAUGGAUCGAAUGGACAAGUUUGAAGGCUACAUCACCAAGUUAUGCCAAGAGAAAAAAUAGGAUAGCAACAGGCAACACUGAAUACUCUGCGAUCACGCAAUCAUGCUUCCUGACUGAUUUUACAUUUGACGUUUUUUGUUUAGGAUUAAUUUUUUUUCAUACAAAACUGUGAUUUUUCUACCAAAGUGCAAGUUAUCAAAACAAAAUGUUACCUAGUUUACAAAAAAUCCCACAAGUGUUCACCGAAGCAUUAUUUUUCUAUUCAUAAAGCAUAAGUUUCAACAGAAAUAACGUAUAGAAUAAGGUUCAUAUUAUCAGUAUUCUACUCAAUUAGAAAAGAAACUUUAUAUUUUGAAGUCGAAUGACCAUAUAUGUUAUGAAAUAAGUGAAAAUUAUGCCAAACUGCAAAAACAAACAACCACUGAAAUACAUUUCAACUUAUGUAAUACGUUUCAAAACAAAAUAAGAUGCAUGAAAUUUAUUUCUUCAAAGAGACCAUUAUAUUCUUGCAUUACAGUCAGCAUAACAAACAUUAGAGAUAUUUCGAUAAGUCUGUCUUAAAUUUCAAUAAAGAAAGUUGUUCAUUUA